AUGUCGUUAGUAACCUCGCUUACGAUUAUUGAACUUUUCUUGCUCACCCUUGCUUCUUUAACUCUUUACACCGCUCAUUUUUAUUUUCGUUAUUUUACGCGAAAAAGCAAGGUCCCGGGACCAGUUCCACUUCCUAUAUUCGGUACCCUACUUUACUCUUACAAAGUAGGCACGUUUAAUUUCAUUAGGGAUUGUUAUGAAAAAUAUGGACCAAUAUUUGAGAUUUAUGUCGGUGACAAUUUGAUUACCCAUCGAGAAAUUUAUUUAAGUAAACCGGAACUUCUUGAAAAAAUCUUUUCGAAUUCAACAAAAAGUAAUUUUACAUUACGAAAUCCAAGUCAUGACGGAAUGGACGAAUUGGGAUUUGGUAAGAACGGUAUGGUUAUGAACAGUGAUGUAGCUAGUUGGAAAAAAAACAGAAUGUUAUCUGUACCCUUACUCAUGAAUCCAGGUUUUUUGAAAAAUCAAGUGCAUGUAACACAAGAAAUGUUUAAGGAAAUGGAAAUUUGUUGGAAAUCGUUAUAUGAUGAUAAGAUCUUGUUGGAAUUUACUAGUUUGAUGCAAAGGUUUUCCUUGGAUUUGGUUAUUGCCUCGACGUUGGGUAAACCUUCUUUUGCGGUAAAAUCCCUUUACAAUUCUUUGGAUGGUACAAAUAAACAAAACGAAAAUUCAAGUGCAUAUAAAUCAAGUCAAGAUCUUAUUAGACAGGUUCAUUCAUUUUUCAAAUCCUUGUUAUUCUUUGAACAACCAGCUUGGUUACGUCACACACUCCUUCUUUACUACAAUAAUUAUUAUUUGAAUGAAAUGAAAUCUUUAAACAAUAGUAUAGAGAAUGAUAUUAAAAUACGUCGCGAAGAAAUAAUUAUGGACAUUAAGAAUGGAAUAAAUGUUCAAGAGAAAUGGCGGGAUAUAAUGUCUUUAUUUCUUUUGAAGUAUUCGAUAACGGAAAAUCAAGGAAAGACGUCGCAGAUUCAAGAUUUUGAUGUAACCGAUGACGUGAUUCGAUCGAACUUAACUGAAGUCUUUAUUGGUGGAGCCGAUACGACGGCAAAUUCAUUGAGUUUCACCAUAUAUUACUUGUGUAAGUAUCCCCAUGUGAAAAAACGGCUGUUUGAUGACAUCGACGUGAUUCUCUCAUCAAACACCUCUCGUGACGUCACUUUCGAAGAUAUUGAAAAAUUCGAAUACGGUGAGGCCGUAAUUAAAGAAGUAAAUAGAAUGACACCGGUAGCCCCUGUAAUUGAUCGUAGUAAUGUAGCAGAAGACGAAAUAGGUGGUUAUAGUUUUGAAGCGGGCACGAGAUUUAAUGCUUUCAUGGCACAAAUUUAUAAGAAUCCUGAAUACUUUAAGGAUCCUGAAGAAUUUAAUCCAGAUCGUUUUAUGAAAGGAUCAGAAAAUGUUUCACAUAAAUAUAAUAGCUAUUUACCAUUUGGUUCCGGAUUGCGCGUGUGCCCAGGUAGACAUGGUGCUAUGAUUGUCAUGAAAACAUUUUUAAUGUGUUUCCUUAAAACUUAUGAUGUUGAGUUUUUUGACAAAAAUCAAAAAUUGAAUGUUUCUUUUGAUGUGGGAUUUCAUUGUGAUGAAUACAAAAUUGCAAUCACACGUAAAUAG
Molecule: messenger RNA, 1611 nt
Organism: Funneliformis mosseae
Lineage: Eukaryota; Fungi; Glomeromycota; Glomeromycetes; Glomerales; Glomeraceae
Source: the annotation of a GenBank genome assembly